AUGGCCACAUGCGAGAAUUUCUGCAAUUCAACAUCGUCCUAUACCAGCGGCCAGGGUGUCGUUGAGAACCCUUAUGCUGCGGGCUAUUCUGCGGGCGGCACUCCUCCCAGUGUUGCGGCCCUGCUCGGCGCUGGCCAUAUCGAUAUAGGCCUGGGCGUGGACCGAAGUGGGAGUAUCCGGAUCCCUUCUUCCCUCACCGGAUAUAAGUUCCAGGUGUCCCUCGCACACUCGGCCCAUUCGACGCAUCCCUCCUAA
This is a messenger RNA of Penicillium argentinense, 255 nucleotides long. Its product is annotated as amidase signature enzyme. The record is from RefSeq and is a predicted model, not a curated record. The transcript has a single exon. Lineage: Eukaryota; Fungi; Ascomycota; Eurotiomycetes; Eurotiales; Aspergillaceae. The coding region runs from base 1 to 255 and encodes 84 amino acids.